AUGGCGAUUACUGUCUAUUUCAUCGCCACUAGCCUCCCUGACCGCCUUGCCUCCGUUCGUGACGCGCUUCUGCUGAAGCACCCUAGUGAGCUGACUAUCGAGGUCCUUGAGUCUGCACUCAAGGACGUCGAGAGCAACCUUCGUUCGGUAGCUGCCGCCUCUGGUACUGUGUCCCCCCCACUCUUCCACGGGUGCACAGUCCCGCAGUUACCCACCUUCACUGCCUCUCUUGCCACUGCCGCUACUGACGCGACUGCGGCUGCUGUUACGACUGCGUCGCGGUCCCGCGGCAGGGGGGGCAAGAAAGGUGGUUCUGGUGGAGGUGGAGGCGGAGGUAGCGGAGGUAGUGGGGGUGCUGUUGCGACUGGCGGUGGUGGGAGUGCAGCGUCUGGAGAGACCCCUCGUGCAGCGGCUGGUGACUCCACUGCACCUGCUGGUGGCGGCGACCCCCGAGCUCGUCAGUCGCCUCCUGUACUGCCGGCCCCGCUAGGUGGAGCAGCGGCGUGGUACCAGGCUCAGCGGCAGCAGCACCUUCAGCAGCAGCAGCAGCCCCUUUCCUCCCAGCAGCCUCAGCAGCAGCAGCACCGUCAGCAGCUGGCUCCGGGGUCGGGGCUGCGUCAGCCCCAGCCGCGGUACUGCUUACCCUCCCUGCCCCUACCAGCGACUACCUCAGAGGACGCUUCGCUGUCGUUCACGCUGGACUCUGGAGCCUCCCACUGCUUCUUCCGGGACAGCACGACACUUACACCACUUCCUGCGCCUGUUUCUGUUGCGUUGGCUGAUCCCACUACGGGACCAGUCACUGCACGUCACACUACCACUUUACCGUGUCCUGCUGCUCCCUCCGGUCUCUCACUGGGUUUCACGUCCCCUCGUUCUCCCGGAACUUGGUGGGCGUGCGACCCCUUGUGA
Messenger RNA from Closterium sp. NIES-65, 912 nucleotides. The record is from the annotation of a GenBank genome assembly. NCBI's taxonomy places the organism in Eukaryota, Viridiplantae, Streptophyta, Zygnematophyceae, Desmidiales, Closteriaceae.